Molecule: messenger RNA, 2642 nt
Organism: Carassius auratus (goldfish)
Lineage: Eukaryota; Metazoa; Chordata; Actinopteri; Cypriniformes; Cyprinidae
Product: band 4.1-like protein 3
Exons: 20
Coding region: 17-2107 (696 amino acids)
Biological process (GO): actomyosin structure organization; cortical actin cytoskeleton organization
Cellular component (GO): cytoskeleton; plasma membrane
Molecular function (GO): actin binding; structural molecule activity
Source: RefSeq, a predicted model, not a curated record
UCAAGGAAACUUGUGAAUGAGAAGUGGCUCUUCAGGUGAGAGAAGCUCUUUCUUCUUCUCGAGUGUUUGGAGUUCAAACAGGAUCAAAGGAUCGUCUGAGUCAGAGGUCAGAUCAGCUGAUCAGCAGCAGCACGAGGAAGACUACGUUUCCCAGAAGUCUUUGAGCAGCAGAGGCAGGACUCAGAGACUGAAGGUCAUGGAGUGUAAGGUCAGACUGCUGGACGGCUCAGACUACACCUGCACCGUGGAGAAACGAGCGAAAGGUCAGGUGCUGUUCAGUAAGGUUUGUGAUCACCUGAAUCUCCUGGAGGAGGACUAUUUCGGCAUCACGUACCGGGACGCUGAAAACCAGAAGAACUGGCUGGACGUUUCUAAAGAGAUGAAGAAGCAGAUCAGCACUGGUCCCUGGAACUUUGCUUUCAACGUGAAGUUUUAUCCUCCCGAUCCAUCGCAGCUCUCUGAGGACAUCACAAGGUAUUUCCUGUGUCUGCAGCUGAGAGAUGACAUUGUUUCUGGACGCUUGCCAUGUUCUUUCUCGACUCUCACAGUGUUGGGCUCCUACACGGUUCAGUCGGAGCUGGGAGACUGUGACUCUGAGCUGCAGGGGUCCUCUCAUCUCAGUGACAUGCGUCUGGCCCAGAACCAGACCAAAGAGCUGGAGGAGAAAGUGCUGGAGCUCCACCGCGGAUACAAAGGAAUGAAUCCUGCUGAAGCUGACAUGUUGUUCCUGGAAAACGCAAAGAAACUUUCCAUGUAUGGAGUCGACCUGCAUUGUGCCAAGCUGCUCGGGAGGCUGUUUGAUUGUUUAGCAGCGGUGCAGGAGGAGGAUUCAGAGGGUGUGGAGAUCAUGCUAGGAGUUUGUUCCAGCGGCCUCCUCGUCUACAGAGAGAAACUACGCAUCAAUCGCUUCGCCUGGCCCAAAAUACUCAAGAUCUCCUACAAGAGGAACAACUUCUACAUCAAGGUUCGGCCGGGAGAGCUCAAACACUUCGAGAGCACCAUCGGAUUCAAGCUCCCCAAUCACAAAGCAGCAAAGAGACUCUGGAAAGUCUGUGUGGAGCAUCACACCUUCUUCAGGCUGGUUUCUCCUGAAGCUCCUCCCAAGCGCUUCCUGUCCUUGGGCUCAAAGUUCCGCUACAGCGGCCGAACACAAGCGCAGACGCGGCGAGCGAGCGCUCUGAUCACACGAGAAGCGCCGCAGUUCCAGCGAUCGGCCAGCAGGAGGAACACCGUCGCACCCAGCAUGAACAGCACGCCAGCGACGGUCACCCGUGACGACGAGAAGAACGACAAACCCGCUGUUGCUACGGAUGACCUCAUCGCCAUGGAAACGCCGGAGAAGAAAGCAGAGGAGAUGAACUCAGUGGAGGAGGAGAAUAAAGUCAACAGUGACGAAUCAGAGCAAGCCCCGCCCCCCUCCGUCACCAAGUAUAGUUUCAUAAAACGGAUUAAAGGAGAGAAUGUGUUUGUCAAGCACAGUAAUCUCAUGUUGGAGGAGACGGACACGCCCACAGCUCUAGUGCAGCAUCAUCUGAGCGUCACUGAGAUGAAGAGGUUGUUUCUGCAGAUGCGCUGUGAAGCGUCGGGUGUGAACGAGUGGGACAGAAGACUGUCCUCGUCUCCUCGACCGGACGACCCGUCUCUGGUCAAACCUGUACACUCACAGGAAAUGUCAGAGGAGGAUAAAGCCGAAUCUGAAGAUGUUCCAGUGCAGAAGGAUCACGCUGCUGAUGGUGUGGAGCAGUCGGAGGAAGCGCUCAAAGAUGUUCCUGUGGUUCACACCGAGACCAAGACCAUCACAUACGAGUCUGCUGAGGUGGAUGCCAGCGGAGACUCUGAUCCAGGAGUCCUCAUGAGCGCUCAGACCAUCACGUCAGAGAACAACAGCACCACCAGCACCACACACAUCACCAAGACGGUGAAGGACGGGAUUUCAGAGACUCACAUCGAAAAGAGGAUCGUCAUCACAGGAGACGCAGACAUCGACCACGACCAGGCUCUGGCUCAGGCCAUUAAAGAGGUCAAAGAGCAGCACCCAGACAUGUCGGUCACUAAAGUAGUGGUUCAUAAAGAGAGCGAGAUCUCAGCGGCUGACGGUGACGUGUGAAUCUCGCAGGAAUAAGAUCCAGACUCUACCUUGAGCUCAUCAGCUGUGAACCAACGGCUGACCUCUGACCUCUGACCAGAUCUUCAUCAUCACACCGUCAGCUUCACCCUCGUCAAACCAAACCCUCGCUGAGAUGCAAACAAGAAAAGAGGAAAUGGAUUUCCCGCCAAAAAAGUUUGAUGAUCCCUUGAAAUAUUUCCAAAUAUUAAUUUCUGGUUUAUUUAUGGUCAAGUGUGAAUCCCACAGAAUGCACCCGCUCCAGAUUAAAACUGAUCCUGCAUUAUAAAGGCAAAACAACAAAAAUAAAAUAAAAGAAAGUUAGCCACUAUUUUAAGGGCUUUGUAAAACUGUGUAUGUGUUGGAGCAGAGAUGCUUGAGUUUGGUACUGAACCCCUUGACCUUUGACCUUUCUUAUAUUUGACCCUGUGGGGUCGUGGUGUUUUUAGCUUGUGUAACGGAUCUAACCAGCGACAAAAGAGUGAUAAAUGCAAUUGUUGGGAUUUUUAUUUUGGAAUAAAAUGUUGCUGAAAUCGAA